Molecule: messenger RNA, 513 nt
Organism: Phaeoacremonium minimum UCRPA7
Lineage: Eukaryota; Fungi; Ascomycota; Sordariomycetes; Togniniales; Togniniaceae
Product: putative short-chain dehydrogenase reductase family protein
Exons: 2
Coding region: 1-513 (170 amino acids)
Source: RefSeq, a predicted model, not a curated record
AUGGUGUCAUCAGGGGUAGCACUCACUGCACAAUUUCCAGACAACAAGACUAUUCCCAUUAUCCCUUCAUUUGACGUUUCGAAGAACUGGAAUGUCGCAGCUGCCACUGUCCGCUACUCGACAACCAAACUUCUUGAGCUGGUUAUCCUGCAGAAGCUCAGCGAGAUCGUGUCACCCGACGACGUCAUCAUCACCGCUGUAGAUCCUGGGUUCACUGGGGGUUCGGGAUUGCACCGCAACCUCGCAGCACCUGCUCGAGCUAUCUUUGGCUUAAUCAAGAUCUUUACAGCCCGGUCACCAAAGGAGGCCGCUUGGAUAUAUCUGGAUGCCGCUGCUGUGAGAGGCAAAGAGAGCCAUGGUGGGUUCAUAGUAAACUGGGACAUAUAUCCACUCCAUCCUGCGAUGUAUACUCCUGAAGGGAAGCAAACCUCAGAUAGACUCUGGGACGAGACUAUGAAGGAGCUCGAAUUCGCUGGAGCACCGGAUAUCCUUCGGUCCAUCAGCCGACCGUGA